Messenger RNA from Aspergillus affinis, 2466 nucleotides. RefSeq lists its product as uncharacterized. Gene Ontology annotation, biological process: carbohydrate metabolic process. Bases 1 to 2466 code for a protein of 821 amino acids. The record is from RefSeq and is a predicted model, not a curated record. Gene Ontology annotation, molecular function: chitin binding; hydrolase activity, hydrolyzing O-glycosyl compounds. The transcript has 5 exons. Lineage: Eukaryota; Fungi; Ascomycota; Eurotiomycetes; Eurotiales; Aspergillaceae.
AUGUUCUCCGGAUCCCUCUUCCCCCACUGGCGGCGCAAGGCCGCCGAGCGGUCCAGUAACAGCUCGUAUGAAGUCCCAUUCUACUUGAAUGCGGCGUACUAUCCGAAUUGGAGAAUCUACCGUCAACAAGCUCCAUCCUCGCUCAGACUGGGAUUCGUCUCGCAUGUCUUCUACGCGUUUGCUUGUGAUGAAUGGGCGGAUGUGCAGAUGCCGGUGGACGGCACGCAAGGCUGUAUCCGGGCGUUCACGCAGUUGAAAUCGCAGUACCCCAAGCUAAAGGUUGUCUUGUCCGUUGGGGGAGGGGGAAAAGGAAGCGAAAACUUCGCGGGCGUGGCCCGCAGCCAAGCCCGCGUGGAGACCUUCGCUCGGACGGCCAGGCAGCUGGUGGACCAGUUCGGUCUGGAUGGCAUCGAUGUUGAUUGGGAGCACCCAGCGGACCCUCAGCAGGGACUCGAUUAUGUGCGUCUUCUGGCGCGACUCAGGGAGGCGUUGCCUGCGCCGCGAUACGUAUUGGCGACUUGUCUCCCGGCGGGACAGUGGGCUCUCCGGAAUAUUGACCUGUCCAAAGCGCAGAUGUAUCUGGACCUUAUAAAUAUCAUGACCUAUGACUUUUCGGGGCCUUGGACGAAUGAGACAGGUCACCACGCGCAACUCUAUGGACGCUCUCCGGGAGCUGUCUCGUGUCAUUCCUCGGUGUCAUAUGUUCUAUCCCAGGGUGUCGAUCCGAAGAAGCUUCUACUAGGUAUUCCCGCCUAUGGUCGGUCUUUUCUCGACAGUAGCAAACCGGGACAGCGUUAUGCCGGCUGCGGCGGGGAGGAUGGGGUAUUCGACUACAACGCCCUGCCUCGGCCCGGGGCUAAAGAGCACCACGACGAUAAACUUGGGGCGGCAUAUUGCUCGGGAGGGGAUGGUGGUUUCGUGACUUACGACACUCCGCGAACGGUGCAGCAAAAGGCGAAAUUCGUCACCAGGUCCAAGCUUGGAGGGCUAUUUUAUUGGCAUAUCGGAGGAGAUGCCCAGGGCCCUCGGAGCCUGAUUGAAACUGGCUAUAACACGCUCCACGAAAUAUCCCAUUCCGGUCCUCUCCCCAUGUCUGUCGAAUGGAGCUCGGAUCCUCCCCCCGCGUAUGGGGAGUUGGACUCCUCCCGUCUGGCUCCCCCGGGUCAUGGCAUCGGUCAGAGCCGCUUCUUUCGUUCCACGGCCUCUCUAGCACUAGACCCCUCGGCAGGCGGCGACGAGAAGCGUCGAUUAUUGCUGAUCUACGUUCAUGGUUUCAUGGGCUCCGAGGAAAGUUUUCAAAACUUUCCGAAACACCUUCAUGAUCUACUCACCAUCUCACUGAGCGAAAGCCAUGUGGUCUACACCAAAGUUUAUCCGCGGUAUAAGACUCGCGGGCCGAUCCAUGUUGCGCGAGACCACUUUAGUCAAUGGUUGUCCCCACAUGAGGCACCUGACCUCGAUGUCAUCCUCCUCGGCCACAGUCUCGGUGGCAUCGUCUCCUCUGAGGUGGCAUUACUGUCACGGAAUCACCGCUUGAAACAUCGCAUCUUAGGCCUUGUGAAUUUCGACGUUCCAUUCCUAGGUCUUAAUCCUCGAGUGGUGGCUACCGGUAUUGGGAGCUUAUUCCAUCGCUCCUCAGACGAUGCUAGCGAUCCUGAGGCACCUUCUUCUCCCGGGGGAUUCAACUUUCCAGAUCAGAAUCAGACAUUCGACCCGACAUUCCCCAACGAUCUCCACCUGACAAAACGGAAGGGCUGGAGUGGAGCCCGUCAUUUUAUCUCCAAAUACUCAGAAAAUCUGUCGCGGUCCCUCGUGCGGUAUUUCUUUUCAUACUAUGACCAUGCGGGGUGCAUGAACAAUUAUCCUGAGUUGAUCAGACGGCAUCGGAAAUUAAUCGAACUAGAGGCCAUUGAUGACUGGAACACGCCUGCCGACUCGGGAGUCAACCGGAUCCGAUUUGUGAAUUACUUCACGACGAGUACCGGACCUGUGAAAAAGGCUAAGAAGGGCAGUGCUCAGGACGAGCGAUUACGAAGCGACUCAGAUGCUUCAUCCACGUCGCAACCUGACAUCAAAGCACAGGAAGAAACCCAGACACACACCACUGUUGAUGAGGAGCAUGGUGACGUUAUAGCCAAACAUACUCAAGAUCACGCAAAUGACCUCGACAGCGGUCAUGGCGAUGGCGACGAGGAAAACUCCCCUUCCAAAUCCCUCCGAAAAUUCUGCUACCUUCCCAAAGACUCCAUAAAAGGACGAGACGACCUCUGGGUUCCCGUACUCAUGGAAGGUGUGGACGAGGUGGUAGCCCACCAGUCCAUGUUUCUGCCGCGAAACAUCUACUACGACCGGUUGGUGGGCGACACGGCGUCGCGUAUCGAAUCCUGGAUCCAUGACGAUCUCACGAAACGGGCUGUUUUGGACGAAGGACUCGGCAAGUCUGCGUCUACUGGGGUGGGUGGAUGA